GGUGACUUGGACAGCUCAGCCAAAUACUGUAAAUAGUAUGUGAUGUUGGUAAAAGUAUUUUGUGUGGCAGAAGGCUCCCAGAGGAGAAGCCUGUGCUCUAUGGACGGCGAAUCAGAUAAAGGGGGGGUGGGUGAUUGUGCCUGGUGCCUGUUUGGAAAAAUCCAGCUACGGAACCAAUGAUACACCUACUGAGAAAAAGGGGAAGUGGUGUAAAUCCAGACUUCGGUAGGAAGCGGGAGGCAGUGGCGAUGGGGAUGGAGAAAGAAAUAUACAAAAAGGUGCUCAGACAAAAGAAGAGUGUGAGUUGGGCGGCGACCCUCAGACUGUACUCUGUACCACCAAUAUUACUCGCUCUGUAUCACGGCAUUUAUACCAUCCAUCUUUAUGACUGUCCGGCAACGCAAGGGGCCGUCGAAAAAAGGUCGGCUGGUUCGCUUCUCAAGCCCGCUGCUAUUGAUUUGAAUUUGUUGGAGGCUUGAGGGACCAGGUACUCCGUACCAAGCGGGAAGCUUCAAUAGUCGAGGUAGUAUCUUAUCACAUGAUCACACAACUAGCUGGUUCUCCAGGUGACUACGAUACCACAAUUAUGUCGUCUAUAGUGUGUUGUAACCACAGUCUAAAUACGCGGACUUCAUUAACAAGCUCACCGGCCAUCCAUUCAUGUUCUAUGACUAGCAUACCUAAGUUAAUUACCCCGUCCGUAGUAGUCUACUUUUACCAAACCAGUUAUCACGUGAUAGUACAGUGGAUUGAUUCUAAGUCCCCAUCAUCACGCAUACA
Aspergillus japonicus CBS 114.51 is the source of this 780-nucleotide messenger RNA. RefSeq lists its product as uncharacterized. The record is from RefSeq and is a predicted model, not a curated record. Bases 249 to 479 code for a protein of 76 amino acids. Lineage: Eukaryota; Fungi; Ascomycota; Eurotiomycetes; Eurotiales; Aspergillaceae. The transcript has a single exon.